CUUGUCGACCUUCUUUAAAACUUUAUUCCCAGUAAUAAUCAAUUGGAGUUGAGAGAGAAAGAGCAUAGGAAAUGGUGAAGGAUGAAGAAGCACUCGUCUUUGCAUUUUUCCUUCACAGCUUUCGCAUUUUAGAUCUGUAAACCCCAAAAUCCUUCAUCAUGAACUCAACAAACGAUACAUAUGUUCUGCUUCAAAAACUACUAUAGAAAGCUACCCGACUCAAAGAUGAACCAGUUGACUGUGGAGACCAACGACACUUUUGCUACAUUGCUUGAACAUGCAGCCAAUAAUGAUAUCAACGGUUUUACAAAACUAAUCGAGCAAAACCCCUCCACCAUUGACGAGGUUGGAUUAUGGUACGAACGUCAAAAGUGCUCAAAACAAAUGGUUCUUGAACACAGAACUCCAUUAAUGGUGGCUUCAAUGUAUGGAAGCAUCGAUGUAUUGAAAUUGAUUCUUUCUUUAUCUAAGUCCGAUGUGAAUCGUUCAACUGGUGCUGAUAAAACCACCGCCCUUCACUGUGCUGCCGCCAGUGGAUCACCCAAUGCCGCCGAUGUCAUCAAACUUCUCUUAUCAGAAGGCGCGGACCCAUAUUUAAUCGAUGUUAACGGGUUACGCCCCGUGGAUGUGAUCGUCGUCUCUCCAAAGUUUCCAAAUACCAAAAAUACCCUCAAAGAACUUCUUGCAACAAACGAAACCGAAUUUACGGAUUUACCCUCGUCCCCAAAAAUAUCAUUGAACGACGGUAAACGGGAGUACCCGGUUGACCCGUCUUUACCCGAUAUAAAAAACGGGAUCUAUUCAACAGACGAGUUUAGAAUAUAUUCGUUUAAGAUCCAGCCAUGUUCGCGUGCUUACUCACACGAUUGGACCGAAUGCCCAUUUGUCCACCCAGGCGAAAACGCGCGUAGGCGGGACCCACGGAAGUUUCAUUACAGCUGUGUCCCGUGUCCCGAUUUUAGAAAAGGCGCGUGUAGAAGAGGCGAUAUGUGCGAAUACGCGCACGGGGUUUUCGAGUGUUGGCUCCACCCGGCUCAAUACCGGACCCGGUUAUGUAAAGACGGGACAAGUUGUAACCGCCGGGUUUGUUUCUUUGCUCACACGCAAGACGAGCUUCGACCAUUAUACCCCUCGCCUAGGGCCAUGUCAUCAUUGGAAUUUGCAGCUGCCAUGAGCUUGAUUCCAGGGUCACCUUCGUCAUUUACACCGCCCAUGUCCCCGUCAGCAAACGCAAUGUCAAAUUGGCAACAAUCAAGUGUCCCGAAUGUCCCGUCUUUGCUUUUACCGGGAAGUAAUCUUCAAUCGAGUCGAUUAAGGUCAUCAUUGAAUGCGAGAGAUCAAGAUUUGAGUAUGUUUUUACAAAGAUCGGGUCAUAAUCAAACGGUGUUAGAGGAUUUAUUUGCAAACGAAACCUUGUCUCCUCGUUUUUCGGAUCAAUCGAUGUUUUCUCCGAGGAACAAUUCGUCGGUUUUUAACGCGUUUCAACAACAACAAGGAAUGUUGGCUCCUAUAAACACGAAUUAUACGGGUCAAUCGAUGUCACCUCGCAGUAUGGAAGCGAUUUCACCGAUGAGUUCACGGGUUUCAAAGUUGGCCCGAGAGAAUCAACAUCAACAACCGUUUCGAAGUUUGAGCUCACGAGAACUUGGGUCAAAGUCAAACACGGGUUCUUCUGUUGACCCGUGGUCAAAGUGGGAUUCUUCGGGUAGUGGGAAAGCUGACUGGGCGGUUAAUGCGGAUGAUUUUGGGAAAGUUAGAAGGUCGUCUUCGUUUAGGGAGGAUGCUGACGUGUCAUGGGUUCAGAAUGAACAGCCUCAGACUCAUGAAGUGAACGAAAGUGAAAUGGAGCAAAUGGAUGAAUCGGUUCUUUCAGCAUGGAUUGAGCAAAUGCAGCUUGAUCAACUUGUGGCUCUAAAGAACUUAAGCUAGGAAUUGGAGGUAAAUAACAAUACAUGGCAAAAAAAAAAAGGGAAAAUCUGAUUAUUUUUUAUUUGUUAUUAAUAUAGCAGAAAGUUAUAAACUCUAGUCCAAUUUUUCUCAAAGUUACAAGAAUAUUAUUUGUUUAACACCGAAC
Lactuca virosa is the source of this 2074-nucleotide messenger RNA. Lineage: Eukaryota; Viridiplantae; Streptophyta; Magnoliopsida; Asterales; Asteraceae. The record is from the annotation of a GenBank genome assembly.